AUGGGACACAAGUGGUCCGCGCUCAAGCAGUUCUACCCGCCCAAGUCCGAGUUCAGCGUGGACCAGAUCCCAGACUUGACCGGGAAGGUCGUCGUCGUCACUGGAGGCUACGUCGGGAUCGGUUAUGAGACCGUCAGGGUUCUGCUCGCCCGAGGCGCGAAGGUCUACAUCGCGUCUCGCAGCGUCGAGAAGGCUGAGAAAGCGAUCGCCUCGCUCAAGUCUGAGACCGGCAAAGAGCCACUCUUCAUCCAGCUCGAUCUCGCCGACUUGCACUCGGUGAAGAAAGCCGCGGUGGAGUACCUCAGCAAGGAGAACACGCUCGACAUCCUCUUCAACAACGCAGGCGUGAUGAUGUGCCCGCAGAGCAUGCUCACCGCGCAGGGAAUCGACCUCCAGUUCGGGACAAACGUGCUCGGUCACUGGUACUUUACCGAGCUCCUCAUGCCCGCCCUUAUUGCUGCUGCCGAGGCGUCCUCGGACCACCACGCGCGCGUGAUCACCACAUCGUCGUCGGGCGCGUACAGCGAAACGCUGCACUUCGACACGUUCAACGACGGGCCGCGCGCAAGAAGAUGUCGCCCACGCAGCUCUACUUCCAGAGCGAACGUCGUCGUCGCGCGCCAGGUUGCGAAGCGAUACGCGGAAAAGGGCAUCAUCUCCAUCUCCUUGAACCCAGGCGCGCGCACACCAACCUUCCCCACUUCCACAGGCAACAUCUCGACAGAGCUUCAGCGCCACGAACUGGUCAUGCUCUACCCCACGCCAUACGGCGCGCUCACCCAGCUCUACGCCGGCACGAUGCCCGAGGCCGUAAACCACAACGGCGAGUUCUUCAUCCCUUGGGCGCGCCCAGGGAAGUGCCGUCCGGAAGCAUAUGACGAUGCGAUCGGGGAGAGGCUGUGGACAUGGUGCGAGGAUACCGUCAAGGAGCUGGCAUGA
Epithele typhae is the source of this 939-nucleotide messenger RNA. Its product is annotated as NAD(P)-binding protein. Lineage: Eukaryota; Fungi; Basidiomycota; Agaricomycetes; Polyporales; Epitheliaceae. The record is from RefSeq and is a predicted model, not a curated record. The coding region runs from base 1 to 939 and encodes 312 amino acids. The transcript has 8 exons.